GAGUCCCUGCCUCGCCAAGCGCCGGACUUGGAGGCAGACAGACCUGGCUGCGAAUCCCGGCUCCGCCACUUUCUAGCGCUGUGACCUUGGUUUUCAGGUGGUGAAACUGACUGGUCUGGUUAGAGCGCAUCCAAGCCAAGCCGCAGUACUGUUUGGAUUUUUAAAUUUCUCCUGAGUGAGAAAAAUAGCAAUCGAGAUGGAGCCAUCCGCACAACAGCUCCAGCUGGCAGCAUCACCUCCCACCAAUUUAUCCAACUUCUGCCAAGGCUCUGAAAUGCCAACUAUGUCGAGGCCUGCACUUGAUGUCAAGGGUGGCACCUCACCUAUGAAGGAGGAUGCCAACCCAGAGAUGAGCUCUCUGGCCUACUCUAACCUGGCGGUGAAAGAUCGCAAAGCAGUGGCCAUCCUGCACUACCCCGGGGUAACCUCGAAUGGAACCAAGGCCAAUGGGGCUUCCGCUAGUUCCUCGGGAUCUCCAUCUCCAAUAAGCUCUCCUACUGCCGCCCCUCCCACUAAACCCCCACCCUUCAACCUGAACCCCGCCCCUCACCUGCUGGCCAGUAUGCAGCUGCAGAAACUUAAUAGCCAGUAUCAUGGGAUGGCCGCCGCCACUCCGGGCCAACCUGGGGAGGCAGGGCCCCUGCCAAACUGGGGCUUCGGGGCUCAGGCGGGAGGGGCGGGGUCACUCUCUCCUUCUGCUGGUGCCCAGAGCCCUGCCAUCAUCGAUUCAGACCCGGUGGAUGAGGAGGUGCUGAUGUCACUGGUGGUGGAACUGGGACUGGACCGAGCCAAUGAGCUUCCGGAGCUGUGGCUGGGACAGAAUGAGUUUGACUUCACUGCAGACUUUCCAUCUGGCUGCUGAUGCCAACUGUUCCUAAAGAUGGAGGAAUAAAGCCACCAAUUCUGUUGUAAAUAAAAAUAAAAGUUACUUACAAGAGAUGGGCCAA
Lipotes vexillifer (Yangtze River dolphin) is the source of this 947-nucleotide messenger RNA. It is a transcript of the gene CITED1, whose product is annotated as Cbp/p300 interacting transactivator with Glu/Asp rich carboxy-terminal domain 1. The coding region runs from base 197 to 862 and encodes 221 amino acids. The transcript has 4 exons. The record is from RefSeq and is a predicted model, not a curated record. Gene Ontology annotation, molecular function: transcription coactivator activity. Lineage: Eukaryota; Metazoa; Chordata; Mammalia; Artiodactyla; Lipotidae. Gene Ontology annotation, biological process: regulation of DNA-templated transcription; melanocyte differentiation. Gene Ontology annotation, cellular component: nucleus.